CUAGCUGACUAAAUAAGCUGACUGAAACUCGAAAGAUCUGAAGAAACCAUUCAAAAUUCUACGGCAUCUUGAAAAGUGUCACGUCGGACCCAACAAAGGGAACAGAUCGGAAAUUAAUUUAAGGGGGUCUGACAGCAAAACAAAGUCUUAGCAGUGUGAAAAAGAGGUACAAUUUGUUCGUCAGAUAACCAUGUCGUCUACAGGCGUUGCAUUUUCUGGUGGUGGAAUCCGAUCUGCAGCGCUUUGCUCUGGCGUGUUACGCUACAUUCUUCAACACGAGAUCGGCUUGGAUUACUUGAGCUGUGUUUCGGGAGGCGGCUUUACCGGGGCUUCGUACCUCGACUGGAAGUACCGUCACAAUCAACAAGACAGCCCGGAAUGGCACCAGAAGUUUUUCAGUCGCUUAAGACAGCGUUGUGGGACGUUUUGCUCGUGGAGCAAUCCCUUCAUGGGAAUCCUUGAUACUAUAAUACUUCUUCUUCUCCUUGUUGUAGUGGCCAUUGUUCUUCCAGCUUUCACAACCCUAGCCUUUGCUCUGCCAACAGCUUUUUCUGUAGAUUACCUCUUUGGUGAUAUACUUCGUGCGGGUUUCAAAUGCACCAGUGGUCUAAAUAUCACCGAAACCGAGGGUUGCGUGCUUGUAGAAAGUCAUGACGAAACCUUCACUUUAUUUGGCGCGCUGUUCGCAUGUUCUGCGGGGUUUUAUCUGUUGAAGUUGCUGUUUCACCCCUGUCGUUCCGCCAUGCGCAGCAAAAUAAAAAUACUCUACUUCAGUGCUUUUUCUUUACUAGUCAUGACGUUUCUUCCAUGGUUUUUUGAAGUGUUUCUUCGAGUUCACACUUCGGUGUAUGUCAAUGGUUUUAUUUUACUUGCCAGUGUUGCUCUGUGGCUCGGCUUUCCGCCGUUGCGAAACAUGGCCUCCUUAGCCCUACUGGUUUACGCUUAUGCUUACAUAACAAAAUGGCGAGUGUACAAAAGCCCUGUACUCUUCAUUAGUUAUUCAGAGGACACGUUUUACAAGGCAUUGCUUGGAUCUGCCAUACUCCUGUGGGCAGGACCCUUUCUAGGGCUGAUCAAAAUGGCGGCGGUUCAAACAUACGGCAGGUAAGUCAUUUAAGACAGCUGCCGCGUUUUUUCUAGUCCUCAAACAAAAUGACAGGAUAAAUAGGAAAGGAAUUCAAUGCCUUUGAAAAGCAAAGCCAGAUCUGAUAGAUCAAAUAUAUUGUCUGCCAUGAUACACUAAUGAUUCAUUUAUAAAGAAUCAAUUUUUGGAGAAUCAUGAAAAGCAAAGACA
Orbicella faveolata is the source of this 1294-nucleotide messenger RNA. RefSeq lists its product as uncharacterized. The record is from RefSeq and is a predicted model, not a curated record. NCBI's taxonomy places the organism in Eukaryota, Metazoa, Cnidaria, Anthozoa, Scleractinia, Merulinidae.